AUGGCCAAAACCCAUAUAGCCAUCUUCCCUGUGAGUAGGGCAAUGGGUCAUUUCCUCCCACUAGCGGCCUUUGCAGAGCGCCUCUGCAACUUUGGUGGCUUCUCCAUCACCUUCAUUAUUAGCAAGUGGAAGUGGGGAUCUCAGCAACCAAUUCUGGUACAACGAUUGGCCUCUUCCGGCCUGGACAUCCGCUUUAGAGAGAUCCCUGAAAGCACCGUAGAUGAAAAUGAGCAAGACCUAAUAGUCUUUCAGAAAGCAAAGCCACACAUCCAAGAGCUUCUACAGUCGUUACAUUCCUCUUCGCCCAUCUCUUCCUUCGUUACAGAUUUCUUCUGUACUGACCUGCUCGACUUUAGCGCCAGUCUUAACAUACCAUCUUAUUUAUUUUCUCCAAGCUCUGCUUCUUUUGUUUGCGUCAUGUUACAUCUUCCCAAGCUCGUCUCGGAGAUUGAAGUUUCCUUUAAAGACUUUCAAUCUGAUGUGGAGAUUCCGGGGCUUCCUCUGAUUUCCGCCAGGGAUCUGCCCAAUCCAGUCCAGGACAGGUCGGUUCCUGUGUUUAAUUGGUUUGUCCACCAAGCCUCCCGCUUCAAGGAAGCAUCAGGGAUUCUCAUUGAUACCUUUGCUGAGCUGGAGGAGGAAGCCAUUAAAGCCCUAAGCGCGGAAGGAAUUAAUGGGACUUGA
This is a messenger RNA of Cryptomeria japonica (Japanese cedar), 681 nucleotides long. RefSeq names its product UDP-glycosyltransferase 72B1. The record is from RefSeq and is a predicted model, not a curated record. The coding region runs from base 1 to 681 and encodes 226 amino acids. NCBI's taxonomy places the organism in Eukaryota, Viridiplantae, Streptophyta, Pinopsida, Cupressales, Cupressaceae. The transcript has a single exon.